GGCCCGGAGCCCGGACAGGCUGGCACUGGGAGCGCACCGGGCUGCCCUUACCCCUGCCGCCGGCUUAGCCCCCGGUGCCGCGGCAGGUGCGCGGCAGAGCCGCGGACAGACGGCGAUGGGACGGAGGGACGGACACCCACCCCCCGCCCCGCGGAGCCGCCCCGCGCCCCGCACUCACAUCCGGGGCCGGGUUUGCUAAUGACAGACGUAAUUAACCCGGAAAGAAGCGACGGCGGAGCCAGGGGCACACCCCCUCCGCCGCCCGUCCGUCCUCCUCCUCGCAGCGCUGCCCGGCGCCCGCAGCCCCCGCCGCCCCCCGCCCGCCCGGGACGCCGCGGGAUGAAGAGCUGUAUCCAGCCUCCUCCCGACAGGCUGAUAGUUUCAUUAAGGCAAAGAUCUGCAAUUAGUAGGAGCGAGUUGCUGGGCGCUGCCUACCCCGUCUGUCUCGUGGGUCGGGACAGACGUCGCAGCGUGGGCUCCGGGAGCUGCUCCGCGACCGCAGCAGCACGGUUCCCAUGAGCCAAGCCCUGAUACCCAUCUCUGAAAUGUUGGUGGUAGACUGAGAUCCUGACAGCAGGGUGAUGCCAGAAGGAGCCCGGCAUGCCGUACCUGGACCGACAGAACCGUAUCUGCGGCUUCCUGGACAUCGAAGAAAAUGAGACCUGUGGCAAGUUUCUGCGGAGGUAUUUCAUCCUGGACACCCAGGCCAACCACCUCCUGUGGUACAUGGACAAUCCUCAGAACCUGGCCAUCGGAGCAGGUGCUGUCGGAUCUCUGCAGCUGACCUAUAUCUCCAAGGUUAGCAUUGCCACCCCGAAACAGAAGCCUAAAACUCCGUUCUGCUUUGUUAUCAACGCCCUCUCCCAGCGCUAUUUCUUGCAAGCCAGUGACCAAAAGGACCUGCAGGACUGGGUGGAGGCACUGAACAGGGCCAGUAAGAUCACGGUGCCAAAGGGUGGCAGCGUCCCACCGGCCACAGAAAUCACCAAACCUCCGGUGGUGCCCCAGGCCCAGGAGAAGAAGCCCCAGGUGGCCUACAAAACAGAGAUUGUUGGGGGGGUAGUGGUCCACACACCCAUCUCCAUCAACCAGGACGGGGAGGGCAGCGAGGUGGGCGCGCACCCUCUGCUGCGGCGCUCGCAGAGCUACAUCCCCCCCUCGGCCACCAAGCCGCCCGCCGGGCCAGCCCCGCUCAAGAGCGGCUUCUGCGUCAAGCAGGGCAACGUGAGGAAGAGCUGGAAGCGGCGGUACUUUGUUCUGGAUGAGUUUUCCAUCAGUUACUACAAGUGUGAGCAGGACAAGGAGCCUUUGCGUUCGAUUCUCUUGAAAGAUGUUUGCAAGACCCACGAGUGCCUGGUCAAGUCUGGUGACCUCCUGAUGCGAGACAACCUCUUUGAAGUCAUAACAAGCUCCAGGACCUUCUACAUCCAGGCAGACAGCCCCGAGGAGAUGCACAGCUGGAUCCGGGCAAUCACAGGGGCAGUGCAGGCCCUGAAAACCCGUCCCAGGGAGAUGUCCUUUAUGAGAUCCACCUCCGUGGCCAGGCCCGGCGGCUCCUCGGGCCCCUCGCAGCCGCGGCCUUCGGCGGAGGAGCGGCGAGCGUCGUGCAAGGCGCCGUCCACGAGCUCCUGGCAGCCCUGGACGCCGGUGCCGCAGGCCGAGGGGCAGCGGCCGGCGCUGGGGGGGCUGCCAGCCCCGCUCAGGGACUCGGUGUUCGUGCCGGCGCUCACGGAGCGCCAGGGCAGGGCCGCGCCCGGCACGCGCCUGCGGCACCGCUCCGAGCCGCAGCACCUCAAGGAGAAGCCGUUCGCCUUCGACCUGGAUGAUGAAAGUAUCCGGACCUCCGACGUCUGAGAGAGCAGCGAGCCACCCCCGGCUCCGCACGCCGCCUCCCCGGAUCCCUGUGGGGCGGUUUGGGGCACGCCAGGUGGUUCCUUCCCUCCGCCACAGCUCUUCCCUGCGACGCGGGAUCCGUCCGCAGCCACGUCCACACAGGGUGCACCACCCCACCACAGGGUCCCUGGCUGCUCCUGCCCAGGCCUGGCCCCAGUGCUUCCAUGUCUUGGAAGGUGCUUCCAGGCACUGCCGGCGCGCACUGUGCAGGGCAGGAGAUGCUGGGGACCUGUACGAGGGGACAUCUUCUGCAAUUGCAUCGUUUCCCCCACAAACCAGGUCUGGAGGAAGUGGCAGGAGGUCUUGAAGGAGUGAGGGGGAGUGUGGCCUUUCUUGUGUUUGUAAAAUGUUUCUCUCCCCUUUGCUGCUGCUCAGAUUCCCCAGGGCAGAGCUGGGAGCCACCAGCCUGCAGCUGCCCACACAGGGGACUCACUGCAGCUUCCCCUUAUGGUGACUUAUUCCCUCUGAAAUCUUCCCACUGCCCACACAAGGGUUUAUCAGCAAUCUGCUGGCUUUUAAUUAUGUCUUUUUAUACCUGUGGCUCCUGUUGAACCCCAGCCUGGGCAGAUACUCAGCCCCUCCAAAGGCUUUUGGUACUUCCUGAGCAUGAGCCAGGGUAGGCAGCUGGAGCCACCGUGGCUCCCAGGUGGGAGCACCCUCAGGUGUGAUGUUAGUUUUGCACUGCACACACCAGGGCACAGGUAGCCGUGCCAGAUGGUGAAGGGCUUUUAGUAAAAAGCAAUGAAAACCAGCCAUGAUGGAGCUGGGCAGACUUGCCCGGCCAACUCACCCCCUGCCUGCCCGAGAUGGAAACCAGCAGGAGUUUCUAGAGCAAUGUGAAUCGUCAUUUCCAUAACCUAAUGAGCUCCUGUAGGUGUGAUAAAUAGUGUGUAGAAAAUCCAGGUGUUCCCUCGGCAGAGAUUGUCUGAUACCUUCACCCCACAAGUGUGUGCAAUCCCCACAAGUGUGUGCAAUCCCCACAAGUGUGUGCAAUCCCCACAAGUGUGUGCAAUCCCCGCGUGCCGAGCGAGAACUCAGCUCUCCUCUCCCUUCCCUGGCUGUGACACGUCCUCUGCUCUGCAAGCUCAGCCCAGUGUGUUCCCUGGGAGCAGAACAUGUGGUUUGUCCCAGCCCUUUUGGGGCCUCCAGCUGUUUGACAGCUGUGCCUGAGCCUUGACUAGCCUGACUGACCUUAAUGUGAUGCCAGCUGUACCUUCCUGCCUCGGUGCCUGUGGGGCUGCUGUGGGAUGGGCACAGCACAGGUACCUCUGUGCCACUGGGGGAGGCAGGAAUGGGGUCUCCCAAGUUCAGGGGGAAGAGGGUCUCAAAGGGGAUUGUGUGGAGGUGCUGGAGGACACAGAGACCAUGAAAAUGAGUGGGAAUCGAUGCAAACGGUACAGGGCGAGUGUUAAUAUUAUUUAAUUGUAGCUACCUAGAUCCUGCUCUUCCUUUUUCUGCUCCUUUUUGCUUUAUUUGCACUAGAGUUUGAAACUUUCAUUUUUUUAGACUGACUUGCUGUUUGGCUCCUAACACUGUUUCAAGAAUGUUUUCAGUAGUUUGGCAAGCCCACCCAUCAGAGAGUCUCAGUUUUGGAGAGCAGGGAAUGCAGAGGGAUGAUGGUUCUUUUGUGCAAGGCCUUGGAACCACAGACUCCUGAGUAUUCCUGGUGCUUGAUAAUUGCACAGUUUCCUCAGGCCUGGGAAGGUAAAGCAGAAGCUUGUUGCACAAUUAAGGUAAUUAUGCAGGAGCAGAAACUACCAGUGGCUCCAGCACUAUUGCAACAUUCCUUUUGCUCGUUCCCACCCUCCUGCAUCCCCAGGACAGCACAGAGGCUGCAGGUGAGGUUCAAACAAGUGUGGAGCUCAGCUGGGCUCCAGAGCUGUCCACAACACAGGUGGUGUUGGGAGGGAGGGAUUUCCCUCCCGUUCCAGAGGGCUGGGUGGAUGCAGCCAGACCUCGAUGGAGCUUUGUGGUGAUUUUAAAGCAAACUGGUUCCCCUCAGCUCUGUGUUGGCUCCUGGCUCAGGCGUGGAUGGUCUCACCCCCCCGGAGCUGCUCCCUCCUGAGUCGUGUGCUGUGGGGCUGGGGGUGCUGCACAUUUGGGGUGCCUUGUGGGGGGCAGAGUGGUGGGAGAGAGGGGUUUGCUAUUCCCACGUGGUUCCAGAUGUUUCUGGAGGUGCUGGCUGGAGAUUCCAAGUGCUCUUAGGGCUGGGGCCCUCUGUGACUCCCGGGGUGGGGGCUACCUGCCUCCCACCCCUCGCCUGUACAUGCUGCAAUGCCCUUUCUCCCCCGUGUUUUUAAAUAAAGAAGGAAAUCCCGGU
Molecule: messenger RNA, 4213 nt
Organism: Pyrgilauda ruficollis (rufous-necked snowfinch)
Lineage: Eukaryota; Metazoa; Chordata; Aves; Passeriformes; Passeridae
Gene: PLEKHA2
Product: pleckstrin homology domain containing A2
Exons: 14
Coding region: 601-1854 (417 amino acids)
Cellular component (GO): membrane; cytoplasm
Molecular function (GO): PDZ domain binding
Source: RefSeq, a predicted model, not a curated record